This is a messenger RNA of Talaromyces atroroseus, 1518 nucleotides long. RefSeq lists its product as hypothetical. Bases 1 to 1518 code for a protein of 505 amino acids. NCBI's taxonomy places the organism in Eukaryota, Fungi, Ascomycota, Eurotiomycetes, Eurotiales, Trichocomaceae. The record is from RefSeq and is a predicted model, not a curated record. The transcript is spliced from 3 exons.
AUGUCUCGGGCAGACCCUUUCCUUGCUAAGCCAUACCAGCUUCAAAUGGAUAAUAGAACCGCCUCUUCCAGCAUAGACAAGGAACCUGAUGCUGUUCAAGUCACAAAAUCUACAGAAGGAAUCACUACAAUCACGAUAAACCGUUCGCACCGCCGAAAUGCCAUCGACGGCCCGACUGGCAGAAAGUUGACUGAUGCAUUCCUAGAAUUUGAAAACGAUGAUGACCAAAAAGUUUGUGUUUUCUACGGCGCCAAUGGGACAUUCUGCGCUGGAUUUGACUUGCAUGAGGUUGCAAAGUUUGGGGAGCACGAAGCUGGCGAAUAUACCGGCCCUCGAAUAGGCCAAUCCGAACGUGUCGAGGGCCGCAAUAUUGGGCCGAUCGGACCGUCUAGGAUGCAAAUUCGCAAGCCGGUUAUCAGCGCUGUGUCCGGAUAUGCUGUCGCCGGUGGGCUCGAGCUGAGUUUGCUCGGAGACAUGCGUGUUGCUGAGGAGGAUGCUAUCUUUGGUGUGUACUCUCGACGCUGGGGGGUACCUCUCAUCGACGGUGGAACGGUCCGUCUUCAAGCUAUUGUUGGCCUUGGUCGAGCUAUGGAUAUGAUUCUGACAGGCAGGGGGGUUGGAGCGCAAGAGGCUCUCAUGAUGGGUUUGGUCAAUCGAAUCGUUCCCAAGGGUAAGGCGCUUGAAGAGGCAACCAAGAUAUCACUACAGCUUGUGAAAUUUCCACAAGGCAGCAUGAAUUCUGAUCGCACCUCAUGUUAUUAUGCUGUCUACAAUGCUAGUUCUUUCGAGGAUGCACUGCGUUUCGAAUACGACAAUGGGAUCAAAGUUAUUAGUUUGGAGAGUGUCGAGGGAGCUGCGAGGUUCAGUGCUGGAGCUGGCCGGCAUGGCUUGAUCAUGACGUUCGGAUGCAGCUUCUCCAAUAUGCCUUGCGCUCCUCGAUCUGCGCGUCCCUUUGUGAGACUUCUUAUCUCUACAUCCUCAAGCUUCAAGAUACUGCGUUGUGCUAACGGCCAACCGACCUCAGCUAAAUUCCAACGGUGUAGCGUCACCCGUCCGCCGUCUUUAACCAAGAGCUUCUUGAAACGUGUGUAUGAGGAUGCCGCGGCCGCAGGUUCACGGAAACGCAACGCCACAGAAUACAUCAAUGGGCGUCUCGAAAGGUUUGAGCGUAUCCUUGCCCAGCAUGGCCUCGCCACGGAGAAGAUGACACAACCAGUAUUGAGACCGGUCACCACCGCAGACGCAGAGACUGCAGCGUCGACAGGCAGACUCAUCCUGGAUGGGAGCAAUUCGCGAUACAUUAACAGCAAUCUGUGGUGUGAUGUUGAGAAUCAUGGUCUUGGCGAAUUAGUCGAAGUGGAUAUCUUUGGCGCGGCAGGUGAUUUCUCCGACAUGACUCCUACUUUCCCUCAGUCUCGCUUUCACGCGGGCUCUUGGGCACUCCCUAGAACCUUCUGGAGUAUCAUCCAUCCGCCACGGACGACACGUGACUCUGGGAGAUAUAUGCGAAGAACGUGA